This is a messenger RNA of Aureobasidium namibiae CBS 147.97, 810 nucleotides long. RefSeq lists its product as uncharacterized. Lineage: Eukaryota; Fungi; Ascomycota; Dothideomycetes; Dothideales; Saccotheciaceae. Bases 1 to 810 code for a protein of 269 amino acids. The record is from RefSeq and is a predicted model, not a curated record. The transcript has a single exon.
AUGACCUCAAAAAUAAUCUACCACGAUCUGACAUCUCGAAAAUGGCCCGUCUCCUGGUCACCAUACACAGUCCGCACAACUCUAUCUCUAAAGCUCUUGGGACUCCCCUACGAACACCACGAAAUCUCUUAUCCAGAUAUCGCAGCGACCCUCACUUCUCUGGGAGUAGAGCCCGAGCCUGAAGACGUCGGCGAGGAGAUUCAAUAUACACUACCCGCCAUCACUAUCGGCAGCGAAACAAUCAUGGGCUCACGCGCCAUUGCUGAGAAACUUGCUUCGCUGACACCAGAAUACGAGAAGAAGUUGUUUCCUCAAGGCGGGCAAUCGAGAGAUGCAGUGGAGCGAUUUGAAAAGGAAGUGCUCCCUCAAGUCGCGAAACGUAUGGGUGGGAUGAGAAAGCAUAUCAUCCCAUUUGUACCUCUGUUUCUCGAUGACAAGGGUGCCGAGUAUUUCCUCAGAACUCGAGAGAAGGAACUAGGUAACCUCGGGGCUGCAAGAAAUGUGGCAUUGGAGGAGGAAAAGGAAAUAGGAUGGAAGGGGUUGGUCAAAGAGAGUGCAGCACCGAUUCUGGAGUUCUACAACAGUCUGGAUGGAAGCGCCAAGAAUGGCGUAUUUGCGUUUGGCGAGAGCGAUCCACAGUAUGUCGACAUCUGUGUUGUUGGAAUCUUGCAGUGGUGGAUCUGUGCCAGAGGAGCGAAAGAGGUAAUGGAGGGCUUGGAGGAAGCCGGAGAUGGAAGAUUGGCGAAAAUCGCUCAGCAUUGCGCCCGUCUGCAAGGAGUGGAGGAAGCCUUGGUCGGAGGACGCCAGUGA